Tympanuchus pallidicinctus (lesser prairie-chicken) is the source of this 6937-nucleotide messenger RNA. RefSeq names its product neogenin 1 (gene NEO1). Gene Ontology annotation, cellular component: membrane. The transcript is spliced from 29 exons. Gene Ontology annotation, molecular function: protein binding. Lineage: Eukaryota; Metazoa; Chordata; Aves; Galliformes; Phasianidae. The coding region runs from base 214 to 4632 and encodes 1472 amino acids. Gene Ontology annotation, biological process: cell-cell adhesion. The record is from RefSeq and is a predicted model, not a curated record.
GUGUGAGGGAGCCGCGGAGCGCGGCGCCGGGAUUGGGACCGCGGACCGGCCCGCGAUGGAGUGAGCCUACUGCAGCCUGUCUGCCUGCCGCCCGCUCGGAGAGGCGCGGGGCCUGAGAGCGGGGAGCGAGGCGCGGGCCGGCGGCAGGAGGAGCCCCCCGGGGAGGAGGGGCCGGCGCUGGGAGCGCGGCUGCGGGGCGCGGGGCGCGGAGCGAUGGCGGCGGGGCGAGCGCGGCGGCUGCUCGGCUCCCUCUGGCUGGCGCUGCUCCUCGGGCAGCCGCAGCCCUCGGCCGCCGCCGCGCGGAGCGGCCCCCGGAACCCCCUGACAGGGUCUGUUGUGAGAACCUUCACUCCUUUUUACUUCCUGGUGGAGCCGAUGGACAUUCUGUCAGUUCGUGGGGCCUCUGUUAUAAUGAACUGUUCAGCUUAUUGUGAAACUCCUCCGAAGAUCGAAUGGAAGAAAGACGGGACUCUUCUAAACUUGGUCUCAGAUGACCGUCGCCAGUUGCUGCCAGAUGGGUCUUUAUUAAUAAACAGUGUGGUGCAUUCCAAGCAUAAUAAACCCGAUGAAGGAUAUUAUCAGUGUGUGGCAACUGUGGAAAGCCUGGGGACCAUUGUAAGCAGAACAGCAAAGCUCACGGUAGCAGGCCUUCCCAGGUUCACCAGCCAGCCGGAGCUGUCGUCUGUCUAUAAAGGAAACAGUGCAAUCCUGAACUGCGAGGUGAACGUUGACCUCGCGCCCUUUGUGAGGUGGGAGCAGGAGCGGCAGCCCCUGGUCCUGGAUGAGCGCGUCUUCAAGCUGCCGAGCGGGGCGCUGCUUGUUGGUAACGCGACUGAGGCAGAUGGAGGAUUCUACCGCUGCGCCAUUGAAAGUGGAGGCACCCCCAAAUACAGCGAGGAGGCAGAGCUCAAAAUUCUUCCUGAUCCAGAAGAGCCCCAGAGCUUGGUCUUCGUGAGGCAGCCGUCUUCACUUACUAAAGUUACUGGGCAAAACGUGGUGUUUCCAUGUGUUGCUGGAGGAUUUCCAACUCCGUAUGUCAGAUGGACAAAAAAUGGAGAAGAGCUAAUCACAGAAGACUCCGAGAGGUUUGCGCUGCGUGCGGGGGGCAGCCUGCUCAUCACUGAUGUUACAGAGGAGGAUGUUGGGACCUACACCUGCAUAGCAGAGAACGAGAACGAGACGAUUGAAGCUCAGACAGAGCUUGCAGUACAAGUUCCUCCUGAGUUUCUGAAGCGACCUGCAAACAUUUACGCUCAUGAAUCUAUGGACAUUGUCUUUGAGUGCGAAGUGACUGGAAAACCUACUCCAACGGUGAAGUGGGUCAAGAACGGAGACGUGGUGAUUCCAAGCGACUACUUCAAAAUCGUUAAAGAACAUAAUCUACAAGUUUUGGGUCUGGUGAAAUCAGAUGAAGGAUUCUAUCAGUGCAUUGCCGAAAAUGAUGUUGGAAAUGCACAGGCUGGAGCCCAGCUGAUAAUACUUGACCUCGAUGUUGCCAUCCCAACAUUACCUCCCACUUCACUGACCAGUGCCACUAAUGACCAUCUAGCACCAGCUACAACGGGACCACUGCCUACAGCCCCUCGGGACGUCGUGGCCACCCUCGUCUCCACUCGCUUCAUCAGGCUGACGUGGCGGACACCGGUGUCAGACCCGCAGGGAGACAACCUCACCUAUUCAAUCUUCUACACCAAGGAAGGUAUCAACAGGGAACGUGUUGAAAACACCAGUCGUCCUGGAGAGACACAAGUGAUGAUCCAAAACCUGAUGCCAGAAACGGUUUAUGUCUUCAGAGUUGUGGCUCAGAACAAGCACGGCCAUGGAGAGAGCUCAGCACCACUGAAGGUGGCCACGCAGCCCGAGGUUCAGCUGCCUGGUCCAGCACCCAAUAUCCGAGCAUACGCCGGCUCCCCCACCUCUGUCACUGUCACAUGGGAAACGCCGCUGUCUGGCAAUGGGGAAAUCCAGAACUACAAGCUCUACUACAUGGAGAAGGGGCAGGACAGUGAGCAGGAUGUUGAUGUAGCAGGACUCUCCUACACCAUUACUGGAUUAAAGAAGUACACCGAGUAUAGUUUCCGAGUGGUGGCUUACAAUAAACACGGCCCUGGCGUCUCUACCCAAGAUGUUGUUGUGCGAACGCUGUCAGAUGUUCCCAGUGCUGCACCACAGAAUCUAACGCUGGAGGUGCGAAAUUCCAAGAGCAUCAUGCUGCACUGGCAGCCUCCUCCUGCGGGGACACACAGCGGCCAAAUCACCGGCUACAAAAUCCGCUACCGCAAAGUGUCCCGUAAGAGUGAUGUGAGUGAGAGCGUCGGGGGGACGCAGCUUUUCCAGCUAAUUGAAGGUCUUGAACGAGGCACGGAGUACAACUUCAGGAUAGCUGCCAUGACUGUGAAUGGCACUGGGCCAGCUACUGACUGGGUGUCAGCAGAAACAUUUGAGAGCGAUCUAGAUGAAAGCCGUGUUCCUGAAGUUCCGAGCUCCUUACACGUCCGUCCUCUGGUCACCAGUAUUGUGGUAAGCUGGACUCCACCUGAGAACCAGAACAUUGUGGUGAGAGGUUAUGCCAUAGGGUAUGGCAUCGGCAGUCCUCAUGCACAGACCAUCAAGGUGGACUACAAGCAGAGAUACUACACCAUUGAAAACUUAGACCCGAGCUCACACUACGUCAUAACGCUGAAAGCAUUCAACAAUGUUGGGGAAGGAAUUCCUCUCUACGAGAGCGCAGUGACCAGGCCUCAUUCAGACACUUCCGAAGUUGAUUUGUUUGUUAUUAAUGCUCCAUACACUCCAGUGCCAGAUCCAUCUCCCAUGAUGCCACCGGUGGGAGUUCAGGCUUCCAUUCUGAGCCAUGACACCAUACGGAUCACUUGGGCAGACAACUCUCUGCCAAAGAACCAGAAGAUCACGGAUGCUCGCUACUACACAGUUCGCUGGAAAACCAAUAUUCCUGCAAAUACAAAGUACAAGACGGCCAACGCGACCACUCUGAGCUAUUUAGUGACUGGCUUAAAACCAAACACCUUGUAUGAAUUCUCCGUGAUGGUGACUAAGGGGCGAAGGUCGAGCACGUGGAGUAUGACAGCCCAUGGGACAACUUUUGAACUAGUUCCUACUUCACCUCCCAAGGAUGUGACUGUGGUGAGCAAAGAGGGAAAGCCUCGGACCAUCAUAGUGAACUGGCAGCCUCCGUCCGAAGCCAACGGCAAAAUUACAGGGUACAUCAUUUACUACAGUACGGACGUGAAUGCUGAGAUACAUGACUGGGUGAUUGAGCCCGUUGUGGGGAACAGGCUGACCCACCAGAUACAGGAGCUGACCCUCGACACGCCGUAUUACUUCAAAAUUCAGGCCCGCAACUCGAAGGGCAUGGGGCCCAUGUCUGAGGCCGUCCAGUUCAGGACCCCUAAAGCUGAAUCCUCAGAUAAAAUGCCUAAUGAUCAAGCUUCGGGAUCUGCAGGGAAAGGAAGCCGCCCGGUGGACGUGGGGCCGGACUACAAACCCCCGCUCAGCGGCAGUAACAGUCCCCAUGGAAGUCCGACCUCUCCCUUGGAUAGCAACAUGCUUCUUGUCAUCAUAGUGUCUGUUGGGGUCAUCACCAUUGUGAUAGUGGUCAUCGUCGCCGUUUUCUGCACUCGUCGUACCACUUCUCACCAAAAAAAGAAACGAGCUGCCUGCAAAUCAGUGAACGGGUCCCACAAGUACAAAGGGAAUUCCAAAGAUGUCAAGCCUCCUGACCUUUGGAUCCAUCAUGAAAGACUGGAGCUAAAACCCAUUGAUAAAUCUCCAGAUCCCAAUCCGAUCAUGACAGACACCCCAAUCCCUCGCAACUCCCAGGACAUCACCCCAGUUGAUAAUUCCAUGGACAGCAAUAUUCACCAAAGGCGGAACUCCUACAGAGGGCAUGAGUCGGAGGACAGCAUGUCCACGCUGGCAGGAAGAAGGGGGAUGAGGCCCAAGAUGAUGAUGCCUUUUGAUUCUCAGCCGCCUCAGCCUGUGAUUAGUGCCCAUCCCAUCCAUUCACUCGAUAACCCUCACCAUCAUUUCCACUCCGGCAGCCUCGCUUCUCCAACUCGCAGCUAUCUCCAUCACCAGGUCAGCCCGUGGCCGAUGGGCACAUCCAUGUCCCAUUCAGACAGGGCCAAUUCCACAGAAUCCGUUCGGAACACACCGAGCUCUGACACCAUGCCGGCCUCCUCGUCCCAGCCUUGUGCAGACCACCAGGACCCCGACAGCAGCUCGGGUGCUUACCUGGGCAGUGCACAGGAGGAGGAUGCGGCCCAGAGCCUGCCCACAGCUCACGUCCGUCCAUCCCACCCGCUGAAGAGCUUUGCAGUGCCAGCAGUGCCAGCAGCCGGCUCUGCCUACGACCCUGCGCUGCCCAGCACCCCGCUGCUGACCCAGCAAGCUCCCUCCCAUCCAGUUCACUCGGUGAAGACUGCAUCGAUUGGGACUUUAGGAAGAACACGGCCUCCCAUGCCUGUGGUGGUUCCCAGUGCCCCUGACGUGCAGGAGACCACCAGGAUGCUCGAGGACUCGGAAAGCAGCUACGAACCAGAUGAGCUGACCAAAGAGAUGGCCCACCUGGAAGGACUCAUGAAGGACCUUAAUGCCAUCACUACAGCAUGACCACCUUCACCAGGACAUGACUCCAGAUUGUUUCACACGUCUUGGGACUCAGCCUUGGAACACAAGGAAUUGUACAGUAAAAAAAAAAAUAAAUACAGAAGAGGGACAGCACAUCGAGAGCAUCCCCAGGAGGCAGAGGAACCAAUUGGUGCAUCUGUGCUACAGCUGGUCACAGAGGAACGACCUUCCCAGCCAUCAUCCUGUAACAAAGUCACACCAAGCUGAGUUCCAUUUACCUGCUGAGUCCAUGCAGGAUGGGACUGAAAUCUAGCAUCCAGACAAAAGGAAAGAGAGUGGACUUCAUAGGUUUUAUUUUUUCCUGGUCAGGUUUUGUCUCAGUGGUGUGAUUGCCCUGCCUUUUCAGUGUUGGACAUUCGCAUUUAUGUACAAUUUUGUGUUUUUAUUUUAUCUUUUUUUUUUAUAUAUAUAAAAAGGAAAAAAAUAAUGUAAUCAAGGAAAAAGAAAAAAAAAAAAAGGAGAAACUAUUGUUUUUCACAGCCUAGACUGACAUUUGACUGCUUGUUCUAUUGUGUAUGAAAAUUCAUUGCCAGUGUGGGUUGUUCUAUUUUGUUUUUUUAUUCUGCAUAUAAUUACGUCCCCUUCUGGCAGUUAAUCCAUGGCCUUUUGGGAUGCUGCACUGUUAUUUGUAAGCUUUUUUUUUUAUUAUUAUUUUUAUAUUAUAAUUAUUAAAAGCCUGACUUUCUCCUCUCAUCACUGUGAGAUUACCAGUCUGUUUGAAUUGAAAUGUAAUUUGAAAGGCUUGUUUGUUGCUUUUUUGUGCAGUUUCAAUAUUUUGAGUGGGGAAAAGUAGAUGGGGAGGGAAUCCAGGGGGAGGUUUCAUUAUUGUUGUUUUGCUGUCUUUCUACAUUGACUUGAAAGACUGAAGAAAAUGAAAGCAUCUUCUGUACCGUCCUUCCUUGUAACUCCAGCAUACUGUGUCUCUGGUUACUGAAUUGCAGUGAGUCUCAUUUAGAAACAUUAAAAAAAUUUCCUCCUGUGAAGUAGGUUACCUUACAUUUAGAUGCCACUACUGCUUGUUUUGGCAACAGUGCUGUUUUGGUGUUGUUAGGUUGAAGGCAGCUCUGUGGGUGCUAGGAGCUGCCUGGGCCUCUCCUAAAUCAAAGGGUAUUUUCCCAUCUUACCUUACACUGUGUCCACAGGACCCUUCAGCAGCAAGUCCAACCCCAGUGCAGUUUCUCCAACCCAGGCCCUUUAAACAAGAAGCCUUCUCUUAAGGAUUCUUGAGUGAUGUAAGCAAGGAAAAUUGUUUUUUUUUCCUAUUCUUUUUGAACCAAGUGAAAAGGAAAACAGUAUUAGUGACUCAGGUGCUGUUCAUGUAUCUGUCGAGAAAGGAAGGAAAAUCAAAAGGGAAAUCCAUUGUGAGGGGAAGCAAAAUCUUCAUCUAUCUGUUUUCUCCUUAUGCAGAUGAUUGCUUGGCUCUGCCACAGUCUAAGGAAGAAUGGCAUAAAAGGAGGGACUGUAUCUUACUAAGAAAAAAAACAAGAAAAGAAACAAAACUCAUCUGCCCAGGAGAUUCCUCUGCAUUUUCCCUGUUAAGAUGAAAGGAAACCCAAAACUUACUGACAGGGAGAAGCCAUUUGAUUUCUCCUGGAAGCUCAGCAUCACCAAUAGAGGGAGUGCAGGUACCAGAGGCACUUGUAGAGCCCACUGCUGCCCUGCUGCAGCAGAACGAGCUGUUUGAGAUUUAACAGGACAAACAAAACCUCCAUUGCUUCCCAUCCCUUGUAUGCUUCUAACUAAAGCUCUGGGCCUGCAUUCUUGGUGCCCACUGCUGGGGAGAGGAGAGCCAUCGAAUGGUCCCAAGUGCAGCAGGCCUUGGGCUGUGGUUUUACUUCCUUUCUUUGCCUGAACUCUUUGUAUUGUCAUUUUUAGCACAGUUGCUGGGUUUAUUUAUUAUUUGAGGGGAGGGAGGAAAUCAAUGAAUUGGAGCACUGUGGGCCACCUGGAAAACUGAUGUUUGGACUUUUAAUCAAAACAAUUCAGGGCAAAAUAAGCUACAGAAUAUGUAUUUCAAUCCUACAACAGCAUACUUUGUCCUGAACGUUUUCCUGGAUGGAUGUUUUCCUUUGCCUAUUUUUUACCUAUACCCAAAGAAAUACCAUCUUACACAUACAGUAUUCUUAGCUGGUGGGUCUUUGUGAAUAUUACUUAUGUAUAACACCAUGAAUGUUAAUAUUGUCAUUGAAUUCGGGGAGGGGGAAUAUUUUUAAUGAUAAAACAACUGUUCAAAGUUGGUUUUUUAAGGUUAAACUAAAAGAAAACAUUUAUUCAAUUCAGUGUACAA